Molecule: messenger RNA, 1938 nt
Organism: Fusarium fujikuroi IMI 58289
Lineage: Eukaryota; Fungi; Ascomycota; Sordariomycetes; Hypocreales; Nectriaceae
Product: probable MTO1 protein
Exons: 4
Coding region: 1-1938 (645 amino acids)
Biological process (GO): tRNA wobble uridine modification; tRNA methylation
Cellular component (GO): cytosol
Molecular function (GO): flavin adenine dinucleotide binding
Source: RefSeq, a predicted model, not a curated record
AUGCGUGCGCUACUAAGACCUAGGGCAGCCGCACUACGGCAUCAAUGGACAAUUACGAGACGGCGGUACCUUGCGACUGUUUCCGGUGAUUUACAACCUUACGAUGUCGUCGUAAUCGGAGGCGGCCAUGCGGGCGCUGAAGCAUGUGCUGCUGCUGCACGAUCUGGCGCAAGAACAGCCUUGGUAACGCCGAAAAUCGACAACUUGGGAACGUGUUCCUGUAACCCGAGUUUUGGCGGCAUCGGCAAGGGCACGAUAAUCCGAGAGAUCGAUGCGCUCGAUGGAUUGGCGGGGAGAAUUAUCGACAAAUCAGGUGUACAGUUUCAUACUCUGAAUCGGCGAAAAGGCGCUGCUGUCUGGGGACCCCGCGCUCAAAUCGACCGAGAACUCUACAAGAAACACAUGAAGGCCGAACUCUCUUCGUAUCCCAAUCUGUCGAUCGUACUCGACAGCGUGUCCGAUAUCGUCACUGAGCCUCAGGAAUUGUUCGAAGGCGCGUCAAGUCGCAUUGCGGGCGUGCGCCUGGAGUCCGGUCAAACUCUCCCAACAAAAAAGGUCAUCAUAACAACAGGGACAUUUCUCGGAGGCGAAAUACACAUCGGGCUGACGGCAUAUCCAGCUGGUCGACUCGGUGAGGCGGCGACAUUCGGGCUGAGCAAGUCACUGCGUGAUGCGGGCUUCGAGCUGGGACGCCUCAAGACUGGCACACCCCCCCGAAUUGACGCAGCGAGCAUAAACUAUGAUGUGCUGGAGAAGCAGUAUGGCGAUGACCCACCAACACCAUUCAGUUACCUCAACGAAACCGUGGCCAUUCAGGAGCAGAUGACUUGCAGUGUUACGUACACGACGGAGGAUACUCACCGGAUAGUGCGUGAAAACCUUGAUAAGACCAUACACAUUCGAGAGACAGUCAAGGGCCCACGCUACUGCCCCUCUCUCGAGUCAAAAGUCAUUCGCUUCGCCGACAAGGAACGACACAUAGUUUGGCUCGAGCCCGAAGGUUUGGACAGCCCUGUCAUCUACCCUAAUGGCCUGUCCAUGACAAUUCCUGCUGAGGCGCAGGAGGAGGUCUUGCGCACAAUCCCAGGUCUCGAGAACUCAAAAAUGCUUCAGCCCGGGUACGGUGUUGAAUAUGACUACAUCGAUCCACGUGGUCUGAAGUCGACCCUCGAGACAAAAGCCAUCAGCGGUCUGUACUUGGCUGGUCAAAUUAAUGGCACAACUGGGUAUGAGGAGGCUGCUGGCCAAGGUGUCCUUGCGGGCAUUAACGCCGGUCGUUCGUCUCAGGGCUUUCCACAGGUUUUUCUCUCAAGAGGGGAUGGGUACAUUGGCAUCAUGGUGGAUGACCUUAUCACGAAAGGUGUCACUGAACCCUACCGGAUGUUUACCUCUCGAAGUGAAUUCCGCAUGGCAUCACGUGCUGACAACGCUGAUUCGGUGUCAUUGAGCCCCCUACAGUGGAUCGAGAAGGGGUACCAUAUGAAGCGCAACACUCAGCGUCGCGAUGGUAUAGAUGUCCUCCGUCUCUCAAACCCUGAAACACGUGUCGACGUCGAUCGGCUUGCACCAGUCAUCCCAGGCGUAAUGGACUUUCCGCCUCGCGUACGCCGACGUGUUGAAAUCGAGUCCUUUUAUGCCCCGUACAUCAAAAUCGCCGAGUCGGAGCGCAAGCAGCUAACAAACGAUGAGCGCGUCAAGAUACCUCUCGAUCUCAACUAUGACAAUAUCCCUGGGCUUGCAAUGUCAGAGAAGGAGGCACUCAAGGCAGCGAAGCCAGAGAACCUCGCACAGGCGAGGCAUGUCGAAGGCGUGACUCCGUCGGGCAGUUUACGUUUGCUCGCUCACGUUCGUCGAAGGCCUGAAGCAUACUUGUUGGAGAAUGAUGCUUCACGUGGGCGCAAGACAGAAAGGACGAAUAAGAAUCGAGGUAGUGUAUAG